Fraxinus pennsylvanica is the source of this 1266-nucleotide messenger RNA. The record is from the annotation of a GenBank genome assembly. NCBI's taxonomy places the organism in Eukaryota, Viridiplantae, Streptophyta, Magnoliopsida, Lamiales, Oleaceae.
AUGGAAUUCCAGAAACUCCUCUUUUUCUGCUUAAUUUUCUCUCCUUUCACCAAAAUUAUUGCACUCUCAAAAGAACAAGAGUUGGAUCGUAUUUCAACUCUUCCAGGGCAGCCUCCGGUCACAUUUUCGCAGUUUUCUGGCUAUGUUACCGUCAACAAAAAUCACGGCCGAGCACUGUUUUAUUGGCUUACUGAGGCUACCAGUAAACCGGAGAAUAAGCCUCUUCUUCUUUGGCUCAAUGGAGUGGCAAAUAUUCUUUUUCUGGAAUCGCCAGCCGGAGUCGGGUUCUCUUAUACAAAUACCAGCUCCAAUCUCAAGGACUCUGGCGACAGAAGGACUGCUCAGGAUGCCCUAGUUUUCCUCUUAAAAUGGAUGUCAAGAUUUCCGCAGUACAAACACCGAGAUUUCUACGUAUCCGGAGAGAGUUAUGCAGGGCAUUAUGUACCACAGUUAGCAGAGAAAAUAUAUGAUUAUAACAAAAGAUCUUCCUAUCCAAUCAUCAAUCUUAAAGGAUUCAUUGUAGGAAAUGCAGUCACAGACAACUACUAUGAUAGCAUUGGAACAGUUACUUAUUGGUGGAGCCAUUCUAUGAUAUCGGAUAGAACAUAUAAUUCGAUUAUCAAAUUGUGCGAUUUCAAGUCAGAAAAUUCGUCCCAGAAAUGUGAUGAUGCUAUCAAUUAUGCUAUGAAUCAUGAAUUCGGCGACAUUGAUCAAUACAGCAUCUAUACGUCAUCUUGUAAGGCAAUGCAAGAUAGUACUAAGCAUACUGUAAGGCUUAAGAACACUCUAAUACGCCCAAGGUUUUCUGGAUACGACCCGUGUACUGAGAACUAUGCAGAGAAAUACUAUAAUCGACCAGAUGUACAGAAGGCUAUGCACGCAAACAAAACAGGAAUACCGUAUAAAUGGACUGCUUGCAGUGAUGUACUUAUAAGGAACUGGAAAGACUCCGAGGUUUCAAUGCUGCCUACCUACAAGAAGCUGAUUGCCGCAGGGCUCAGAAUAUGGGUUUUCAGCGGGGACACAGAUUCAGUAGUACCAGUUACUGCAACUCGGUUUUCCUUGAGCCAUCUAAAUCUCAAAGUCAAAACUCCCUGGUACCCUUGGUACUCUGCUAGUCAGGUAGGAGGGUGGACAGAGGUUUAUGAGGGGAUAACAUUUGCUACAAUUAGAGGAGCAGGACAUGAAGUACCACUGUUUCAGCCUAGAAGAGCUUUUAUUCUUUUUAAGACAUUCUUGGCUGGCAAAAACUUGCCAAGAUCUUGA